Molecule: messenger RNA, 1419 nt
Organism: Pocillopora verrucosa
Lineage: Eukaryota; Metazoa; Cnidaria; Anthozoa; Scleractinia; Pocilloporidae
Source: RefSeq, a predicted model, not a curated record
AUGAAAAAGACAGUGUUGUAUAAUUGCUUCAUUGUUUUCAACAAAGAUGGCAGUGUAGUAACAGCUUAUGAUGGUUGCCCAGCUGGAGUUGACGGGCGUUGCAACCAUGUAACUUCAACACUAUUUGCACUGGAGGAGUUCUUCAAACAAAGUAAAGCACCUGUAAAUCCUUCCUUAACCCCUGCACUUUCUUGCACUUCAAAGCCAUGUGCAUGGAAUGUCCCAAGAAAAAGAAAGAUUGACAAUCUGCCAAUUGCCAAAGCCAAAUUUAAAAAACAUCAACAUGGCAAACUAAGCAAGAGUGAGGAUAAAUCUCCUCCAUCAACAAGGGAUGUUAGAGCACCACACCAGCAGUACCCGAAUACAAACACUGACAUGUAUAAUUUAUUGCACCGUGUCAAGGAGAUUGAGAAUAAGACAGGCAAGAAAAUGGCCUUAAGUCUCAUUUUACUGCAGAAAACUUUGGAGGAAAAUAAAGAAACGAUUUUGGUUGAACAUAAUUACUGCACACCCUUGACUCACAUUGAACCAGUUGAACCAGAACAAGGAAAUGGUAGUCCAGUGUCAACUGAACUGUUAUCACCAGUGAAAUGCCAUCCAGUGAGUUUGGAAGAAAUAAAGGAAAGGUGCAUAAAAGUUAAGAAAAGGCUCUUUGCUGAUGAAAAGGAUGUUGAUCAAAUUGAAAAAGAAACCAUGGGCCAAUCAGUAAAUGAAAACUGGAAUCUGCAUCGAAAAAUAAGAAUAACUGCAUCUAAAUGCCAUCGAAUUGCCACUCUGCAAGCAACUACCUCCCCUACAAAGGCCAUUAGUGAAGUCUUACAUUACAAGCAGAUCCCUCAAACAAUUUAUAUGAAAGAGGGCUUGUCAAGAGAAGGUGCUGUUAUUGCAGAAUACAUCAAAUCAAGGAAACUGAACAAUCAAAAUGUCCUAGUGAAACCAUGUGGACUUUUCAUCAGCAAAUCACAUAAUUUCUUGGCUGCAUCUCCAGAUGGCUUAGUAUACAAUGCCGACUCCACUGAGCCAAGUUCCAGUGGACUUAUUGAAAUAAAACUUGUCUUCCUAAAGGAGAAUGAGACUUUGCAUGAUGGACUUAUCAGAAAAAGAAUCUUUCUUCCUGGUUCAACUGAUGGACAGCUGGUUAUCAACCAGAAACACAAGUAUCACUAUCAAGUCCAGCAACAGUUGUUUGUUACAGAGAAAUCAUGGGUGGAUCUGGUGAUUAAGGGAGUUAAAGAGCUUACAGACAGAUCAUUUGUAGACAUUGAAGGUGUUUUCAUUUCGACAGUAAACUUUGAUCGUAAAUUCUGGAGUUCAGUGCUCCCAAAACUGGAGGCAUUUUACAAUGAGCACAUUCUUGUAGAACUUGCUUAUCCGCGUGUUAAAUAUGGCCUUUCAAGAUUUGACAUGAGAGGAUGUUGA